Phycomyces blakesleeanus NRRL 1555(-) is the source of this 1824-nucleotide messenger RNA. RefSeq lists its product as hypothetical. Bases 1 to 1824 code for a protein of 607 amino acids. Gene Ontology annotation, molecular function: protein binding. The record is from RefSeq and is a predicted model, not a curated record. The transcript has a single exon. Lineage: Eukaryota; Fungi; Mucoromycota; Mucoromycetes; Mucorales; Phycomycetaceae.
AUGUUAGCAACUCAACUUCCAUUCGAAAUUCUCUUCCACAUUGCUAGCUUUCUACCUCCCAAGGAAAAGCGGAUAGGCUCUGUGGUUUGCAGAACAUGGUCCCAACCUUUCGAAGAAUCGCUAUGGAAUCCGAUUGAUAUCAAGGGAAACUGGCAGCUCUGGGCAUUGUGCGAAAAGAUGUCUGGCUCAGCAGAAUCCAAUAGGGGAUACAGACAGCUCAUUCAGGAAUUGACCCUGUCAGCGUACUCAGUCAGUGUUGCCGGAAUAUGCCGUUUGAUGGAGCAGCGCUUUCCAUCAAUCAAGUCCUUUUGCGUUGAAAAAGAUAUCUGGCUCUGUAGAUAUCCACCCAGCGUUACCGAUUGGCGUCACUGGAAAAGCUUGAAACAACUGAGCUUUCACAUAUACGGUGAUAAGACAACCGUGCCCGCCUUUUUCAGUGCCUUGUCCUGUUUACCUGCUCUCACUCAGCUCAAGCUAACCUAUGACUCAUUCAAGGACCGCGAGCCAUUCUGCAUGGAUGAUCUCGAAACCCUUCUCACCAGUACUCCCCACCUAAAGACCUUACUGUUGACUGCAAAGAUGCGAGAUAUAUCACAAGAGGAUAUAGCACGUCUCAGAGAUCUCAAACCGUCGAACCAGCUGAUGUGUGUGUCUUUUGAGAUUCCUUCAUGGGACCUCCGGUGGCUGUAUUACUGGGCCAUCAAGGCUCCUAACCUAUCCUCACUCGACUGGAAACUGAUGAAGUACCCAAGCGACAAAAAGGGCCAUCUAGAUGAAGCAACCUCAUUGUUUGGGUCAUUAAAGAAUGCUUUCCAAAAGACAGAAUGCUUCAAGCUGAAUAUUCUCGACAGUCCAUUCUCAAGUCAUAUACUCGACUGGCUUCGCCACUACGACACUCCUCUCAAAUAUCUGGAAUAUUCUACGGAUGGAGAAGCUGAUGAACCAGCCAUUAUUACAGACGGGAAGAGCGAGAGGGUCCUGUUUUCAUUUGGCUGCCUUGAGUCGAUCAUCCUAAGAUUCAUCAAUAGUUCUAUAGAGCUCCCUGUUUUGCUUACCACACUCGGACAAUGUACUCUCCUUGUGGAUCUUAAUCUUAUUGCACCUGAGCUAGCGAUUGAUAUCGAUAGUCUUCUGGACAGCUGUAGGUUUCUCAAGAAGUUACAAUUGGACAUCAAGUAUCUUUCAGUCAAUCCAAAGAUAUCUCCAAAUACUAUUAUGCACGGACUGCGGUUUGUGGAACUCCAGAACACCAGUAUUUCGAGCUCGUUCUUUGGCUAUCUCUCGGAAAGGUGUCGUAUACUCCGACGGCUGUGCUUGAUUAGAGUUGCUAUCCAAGGUACGAGGCAGAAAUCAAGCGGGGGCUUGCCUAUCGAUAUGCCUUUUACACAUCUCGACACACUACUGAUGAGAUCUGUGGAGCUAUAUGCACUAAAGUCACCAAGUAACUUUGACCGGGCACGUAUGAAUCUAUUGUCUUUUAUUCAGCUCAAAGAUAAUGACUCUACAUCUAAUUAUCGAUGGCAACAAACUCAGCUCAGAGAUUGUUGCGCACCGCCUCCUACCAGGUCCCCAGAUUGGUAUCAUUGGUAUCUUUCAGAAGAGACACCUAGUCGACCUGUAUUUUGGAAAUUAAAUAAAUCAGAAGCAAGAUACACCGAGGGCUACUUUAGAUCAGAAUGGCGCAUGUUUAUGUCAGUCACCAGUCUACUUGGAGGAGUGCGGUUUUGGACACCUAAUGUAAGCAAGGCAUAUUGGAAAGAAGACCUCCUUAGAGGGUAUGCAGCAAUUCAGAUUGGUUCAGUUGAGCAUUUUAUUAUAGAAUGA